Raphanus sativus (radish) is the source of this 668-nucleotide messenger RNA. RefSeq lists its product as uncharacterized. Gene Ontology annotation, molecular function: nucleic acid binding; zinc ion binding; DNA-directed RNA polymerase activity. Gene Ontology annotation, cellular component: RNA polymerase I complex. The transcript has 6 exons. Lineage: Eukaryota; Viridiplantae; Streptophyta; Magnoliopsida; Brassicales; Brassicaceae. Gene Ontology annotation, biological process: DNA-templated transcription; termination of RNA polymerase I transcription. Bases 177 to 536 code for a protein of 119 amino acids. The record is from RefSeq and is a predicted model, not a curated record.
UUUCUUCUUACUGGUGUCUGUCUUUUAUCUCCGCCGCCGAGAACCGUAAACCAUAUUUCUCUCCACUCAUCCCCGUUCCCAACCCUAAAAUCCUUCCAUCUCCCACUCACUCUACUCGUAAAGUUUCUCUUUAUCUGCUCUGAAAAUUUGACUUUCAGUGCAAAAAGGUUGUCGUAAUGCAGAAAUCUCGGGAAAGCGGUUUCUUGUUCUGCAAUAUGUGCUCAACGAUGCUGGUUUUGAAAUCAAGCAAGUAUGCGGAGUGUCCACUUUGCAAAACAACGCGAAAUGCUCAAGAUAUCAUUGGCAAGGAUAUAGCUUACGUAGUUUCUGAUGAGGAUAUCAGAAGAGAACUUGGAAUAUCUCUCUUUGGUGAAAAAACACAGGAAGAUACUGAGCUCCCAAAGAUCAAAAAGGCCUGCGAGAAAUGCCAGCACCCUGAGCUUGUUUACACGACCAGACAGACAAGAUCAGCAGACGAAGGACAAACAACAUAUUAUACUUGCCCCAAUUGUGGACAUAGAUUUACAGAAGGUUGAGAUUAUUACUACAUUCUCCAGCCAGUUUUGUGUUCUUACAUUUAUGUUACGAACUCAAUGCUCUAUGUCAUGAUCAAAACCAUUAUGUAUUAUUAUUGAUUCUUCCAUUUAUGUUACGAGUUAAUUAGCAAA